Messenger RNA from Venustampulla echinocandica, 2535 nucleotides. RefSeq lists its product as uncharacterized. Gene Ontology annotation, molecular function: DNA-binding transcription factor activity, RNA polymerase II-specific; zinc ion binding. Gene Ontology annotation, biological process: regulation of DNA-templated transcription. The transcript has 2 exons. The record is from RefSeq and is a predicted model, not a curated record. The coding region runs from base 1 to 2535 and encodes 844 amino acids. Lineage: Eukaryota; Fungi; Ascomycota; Leotiomycetes; Helotiales; Pleuroascaceae.
AUGGGGUCGCAUGGAAAAUCAGAUUCUGAUUUCCUACAUCCAAACAGAGAUUUCCCGACCGAGUUAUACCGCCACCCAUCUCUUGAACGCAAGGGGAGACCCGACAAAAGGGGGAGGGCAAGUAAGCCUAAGGUCAAAUCGGGUUGCAUCACUUGCAAGACCCGGCGAGUAAAAUGUGAUGAGACGAAGCCCGAGUGCCUUCGCUGUCAAAGGUUUGGUCGUCCUUGCGACGGCUACGCUCCUGAUGCUUCUCGAUCACGAAGUGUGAGCCACAUACGCCCUCGCUCGUCUUCUACAAGCCUAUACUCCCCAACCAUAUCUAUUCAUGGUGCCGACGAAGAGAGCCGUUACUUCCAAGUGUUUGCGGAACGCACCGUCUAUGAAAUCCCUGGUUUCUUUGAUGGUACUCCUUCUAGCACUUUUUGGAGCCAGCUCGUUCUACAGGAAAGCCACCAUGUGAGCGCUAUUCGACACGCUGCUAUAUCCCUUGGGGCUCUUAGCAAGGGGUUGGAGGAUGCCCCUCCGCCGCAUCUGAAAUCUAAUGUCUUCCAGAAUAUCAGUGGGAAGCAUCACGAAUAUGCUGUUCUCCAACAUAUCAAGGCGAUCAAAGCCCUAAAUCAAUACAUAUCAUCAUCACCCUCUCCACAGCUGAGGAGUGCACUUAUUACAUGUGUGCUAUUCAUUUGUUUUGAAGCUUCCCAAGAGAGCAAAGCGUCGUGUAUCCAGCAGACUCAAGCCGGCCUCAAGAUGCUCAGGAGCUAUUACACUCGAAAACCACAAUCGAGAUCUACGACACCGACGCAGGCUGUACAAAGCCAAUGGGAUGUGUCUAUGUUGUCAGGACAGUCCCGUCAACACAGGCAAACCCAGAUGGCUGAUGAUAACAUGGGAGAAAGAGCUGUGGCGACACAUAUCGAUGACUACCGUGAGGCCGAGCUAACAGUCCAACUAGAUGUCGGAUUCGAAUCCCGCAGAACUUCAUCCGAAAUAAGAUCUAGCUCCCUGACCCUCGGUCUAAUGGGGGAAUAUAUGAACCCUCAAAGCCCGACAAUAGGAAUCGAUACCAACAGUGAAGGACAAAAUAUGGGUCCGGUAUAUUCACCUCGUAAUUAUCUGAACGCUUUGCCUAGCAACGCCUCAGAUCUUAGUUGGGAAGCGGUCUCCGAAUAUAGCCCAUCCUCUUUCGCCGUUGGAGAUCUCGCCCCCAAAUUUUCCAUCUCAGCCGCCUCAUCCCCACUCACAGAAGCACCUCCAUCCCGUCCACUCUCAGUCCCUUUACCAACGACUCCACUACCAUCCCCAACACAAAGAAGGUCGCUCCUGUUGCGCGCCCCGACCCCGCCUCUCCUCCAAAGCGAUAUUGCCAUUGAGGAUAUCGUGGUUCAAACUUUUAUAAGGGCAAAUGGGCAAGGGUUCUUCUACAAUACGAUGUCUUGUACUCCUCCUUUGGCCUGGGAUUUGAAUAACGUUCACCGCAUACCGAUACCCAACAUAUUCCCGAAUUUCCAUGCUGCCCACCUCUGCUGGGAUUUCUUGAUGGAUCGGGCGUUGCAAUUUGUCACCCUGACCAGAUAUAACCGAUUAUACGUCCCGAGCGCUAACGAACCUCCCGAAAUAAUCUCGCACCAACUCCUGUCCUUGCAGAAUGAGCUUUCGGCUUUCGAGACAGCAUUCCGUCCGAUUCUUGACAAAGCCAUCCUACCCGAUGGCACAGUUGCUAACCCGGCUGCGCUCACUAUCUCCUUAUACCAGAAAUGCACCGCCAUAGCAAUAACAGUUAUGCCCGACGACUCUGAAAUGUUAUAUGACUAUUGCCUCCCACAUUUCAUAUAUAUCGUUCGAACUUGCCGGAUUCUGGCUGGUUUGCAUGAUACCGCACGACUGCCGCGUAUGCCACGCUUUAGCUUCGACGUCGGAAUCGUCCCUCCCCUCCAUUUCACCGCGACAAAAUGCCGAGACCCCAUCAUUAGGCGCGAGGCUGUCGAUUUGCUCUUCUCUUAUCCUAGACACGAAGGAAUAUGGGAUGGAAUUCUCAGUGCGCGAUUGGGUCGUUGGAUUAUUGCCUGUGAAGAAGAGGGACUUGAUUUAUCAGGACUUCCGGUACGGGUUUCUAAAAUGCCUGGCCUGUGGGAACGACAACACCCGGAAGAGGAAUACCAUUAUCCAAUUCCACAGCCUAUCAGUGGUACUUCAGAUCCUGAGUGCCCACGGGAUUGUGGGCAAGCUAUAUCCGAGACCAUUGACAAGAUGACUGCAGUCGGAAUAAAGGAGUAUGAGCUGAUUCGCGAUGGAGGUGGUUUAGUCAAUAAUUCUGGGAUACCGCCACAUUCCGGGUUCGAGAGUUCGGUACAUAACAGAAAGGGAAAAGAGCGCAUGAGUCAGGAUAACUUGUCGUUCGCCCCGGAAGAGAGUAGGGUACGGGUCGGAGGGGUGGACUACCAUAUAGCAGAUCGGUAUAUUAAAGUUUGCUGUCAGAGGGUGAUGCCGAGAGCUGACGAUACGAUAAAGGCGAGGGAAACGGUCCUGGCUUGGUGA